AUGGAUUGUGGCGUUCAAACGCGAUCCAAAGACAAAGUGUUGCCAUUGCCGGACCUCAUAAACGACACAGAUCUGCUAGAUUCGAUUGGAUUUUCGGACUUGCCGGUUUCACUGUCCUCCUUUUUCUGCCUAAUUUGCGAUGAGCAGCAUCCAAGCGAAGACCAGAUACGUUCGCACUACACGUCGCAUCUCACAGACAAGACAUUCGAGUGCCCGGAUUGCGCAACGGUGAUCGAUGACUUGGAUUAUUUCUUGGAGCAUGUCGAUAAUUGCGGUCCCUUGCCGGAUUUGGGACAAACAACCGAUAAAUUGCACGAACUAAAGCCGUUGCACGAAGUCCCACAGAAGCAAAUAAGUGACUCAGACUAUGAAUCACACCUUUCUACCGCAUCAAAUACGGAUGCAACGACAAAAGAAGAUGAAAUUGAUACAAAACUCACGUCAGACAACGAAAAAACCGAAUUGGAAGAGUAUCAAUGCAUCUUGUGUGUGACGACAUUCAACAGUAAAGCCUCUUACAAGCAACACAUCGAAAGCCAUGGCACCGUAUUUGAUGAUCUCAAGCUAAAAUGCAAGCGGGGACGACGCGAACGUCCUUUCAAGUGCGAACUUUGCAGUAAUUCCUUCAGCAGUUCGACAUCGUUGCACUUGCACAAGCAAAAAAUCCAUCUCGGCUUGAAUUUCGAGCAAGAAGGCAACGAAAAUCGUCAACAUCAACCGGCGCAAACGGCUGACGGGCCUUUUGUGUGUGCCCUGUGUCAAGCACGAUACCCGCGAAAACGCGACUUGAAGAAACACAUCCUCUCGACGCAUUGUGUGGUGCCUGUGCAGUGCAAAUAUUGCUCGAAAUUGUUCGAUAUCGAGAGUCGCAUGCUGAAACAUGUUCAACGACACGAAGGUCCUUCGCCAAUUCCGUGCCCGGAUUGCAAUAUCCCCUACGCGUCGGUAGUUGAGCUGGAAAAACACAAAAAAUCCACCCACACGCCAAAUAAAUCGCACAAAUGCAAGGAAUGUGGCAAGUUUUUCACGAAAUCCAACGAUUUGUUGAAACAUACACGCAUCCAUUUGGGAAUUCGGCCAUAUUCGUGCUCGAUUUGCAACAAAUCCUUUACGCAUCAGACGAGUUUGAGGAAUCAUCAGGCCGUGCAUUCGGGAGAAAAGCCAUUUAUUUGUUCGUAUUGCGGUGCGAGCUUUAGUUACGCGGGAAAUUUGAAAGUUCACAUCAGAUCGCACACGAAUGAACGCCCGUAUACGUGUCACGUGUGUAAUAAGACUUUUGCACGCACGGCAAAUCUCAAUGAGCAUUUAAGGACACAUACGCAAGAGAAACCGCACAAAUGUGACUUUUGCGGGAAGCAAUUUACGAGCAGUAGUACAUUGAGUAAGCAUAAGAAGACGCAUUCAGGGGUCAAAAAUCACGCGUGUGGCGUAUGUGAUCGACGUUUUACGGAAAUGGCGCAUCUUUCGAAGCAUUUGAGGAUUCAUACAGGCGAAAAACCCUACAAAUGCAACGUUUGUUUGAAAGACUUUCGACGAUCAGAUACGCUCAAAGUGCAUUACAAAACCCAUCUGAAGCCCAGAAAAGGCGAUUACGGCGACGUUCCGCCUCCAUAUUCGACAAUUCAAGUGCCAAUGGAACAAAUUGACGUUCCGUACCAUCAUCACACAGAACAGCAGCAACAAAAUCAUCAACAACAAGAAUUACCGGUGUUGGAAACGGUUGAUUACUCUCAAAUGGAGUCUCAAAUAAUGGAAGAUUUGCCAUCGUACGAAAUUCAAAGUACGCUACAAGACAUUACGAGUUACGAGAAUUCGAUACAGUCAAAUGUUAGUUUCGCCUUUUGGACAAAUGAUGCGUUCAAUGAACAAAUUACGACAUCGGGCAUGACAACGUCAAUGAUAACGGAAUUGUAA
This is a messenger RNA of Culicoides brevitarsis, 1914 nucleotides long. Its product is annotated as zinc finger protein 436-like. NCBI's taxonomy places the organism in Eukaryota, Metazoa, Arthropoda, Insecta, Diptera, Ceratopogonidae. The transcript has 2 exons. Gene Ontology annotation, molecular function: DNA-binding transcription factor activity, RNA polymerase II-specific. Gene Ontology annotation, cellular component: nucleus. The record is from RefSeq and is a predicted model, not a curated record. Bases 1 to 1914 code for a protein of 637 amino acids. Gene Ontology annotation, biological process: regulation of transcription by RNA polymerase II.